Messenger RNA from Cladocopium goreaui, 1892 nucleotides. The record is from the annotation of a GenBank genome assembly. Lineage: Eukaryota; Dinophyceae; Suessiales; Symbiodiniaceae.
GGAGCGUCACCACCACCGCCAUGGCGCGUCCGCGCCAACCCUGGCAGCCCACGCGCAACGCCGCAAGCUGCGAGACGCGGCGCUUGCUGCGGCCCGUGGCGGGGCUGAAGGAGGGUGUACAGCUGCCAAAAGGAGUGGAGGAGGAACUUCGUGAAAGCAUCGACAGGAAGAAAGUCGUCGCUCGGUCCACUGCAAAGGAACUUCGGUCCCAGCAUGCCACCGCGCUGGCCACCAGCACCACCCAACAGGCCGCCGCGCAGCCGGCGGCACGGCGGCCGGCGUCGGCCGUCUUAAGUCAGAGCAAGGACGUUCUCAUCCCUUUGAGGAGCCCCAAAGAUUGGGAUCCGCAAGCAUCGGAAUCACCCAGCUUUAGCCGCAGCCGCCGCCUGGGGCAGCUGUCGCAUCGCCUAGAGCUUUGUUUGGGCCUAAAGGAGGCUGCCGCCAAAGCCAGCUGUGAGCCUGAAAAAGAUACCUGCGUCCAUGUUGGCUUCAUGAGCGCAACCUUCUCAGAUCGAUGCAUGUUUGAUCGCCGAUGUACACCUCCGAAGCUGUUUAGACCCAGCUCCCAACCAGCGGCGCGAUGGCGCGCCAAGUGCGGCAACGCCGCUGCUUGGGCGCGGCAGCGGCACUUCUGGCCGCCCAUGGAUCAGGGUAGCUUGGAUAACUUGGAUGCCAGGGCGGUCAAUCCUGCCCAUCGCCGCCUCCCUGGUAGCCACUUGACGCGAUGGGCGGAAGCCGAGACCGACCUGGUGGUGCCAAUGACGGAGGCACCGAUUUUCCUGACCCCAGUGGACGUGGUCACAGGUGAAUGCGAUGUGUCAUCGCUUCCUGAGGAGAUGGGCGUGUACGCGGUGUACGACACCAGCGAACGGUUGCAAUAUAUCGGGCUCUCCAGGAACAUCCAAAAGAGCGUGGAAACGCAUGGCAAAGCCAUCGGCAUCCAGGAGGUGGGAGAUCUGGUGGGCUCUGUGAAGUGCGUAGAGAUGCCCGAGGGCAGCAAGGAGGAGCUGAAGAGUGUUUGGGAGUUUUGGCUCAAGGAACAUUUGGGCAACGGCGGGGAGAUUCCCGUGGGGAACCUCCCGGAGAACGCGCCGGGCGCGGACCCGCGCUGGAGAAGUCGAGGGGCGCAGGCAAAGCCGUCUUUAAAUCUGGGCGGCGUCGCAGGCAUUGCUUCCCAAGCUGAAGCCCUGGAUGCGGUGAGGCAGGCUGUCGAGGAAAAUCCCGUAGUCUUGUUUAUGAAAGGCACUCCAGCAAUGCCACAGUGCGGCUUCAGCGCCCGCACCUCCGGCUUGCUGCGAGAGAUAGGGGUUCCAUUUGAGACUGUGAACGUCUUAGAUGAGAACAACAACCCUGGAGUCAGAGAGGCAGUGAAGGAAUUUGGCCAAUGGCCCACGAUUCCACAGCUCUACGUCUCUGGGCAACUGGUUGGAGGUGCUGACAUUGUCAUGGAGAUGUACCAGAAGGGAGAGUUGGAGCAGAUGCUGGUCAUGGCCAACGAGGGUGCUGGUGCCUCUGGCGAGCAGCCGGAGCAGAACGCUGCAGGCGAUGUUCCCCAGUACGCCACAGGCAAUGUCCAACUAAUCGAUGAUCCAAACAGGCCCACGGCCACGGAGCUCUGCAAGGCGUUGAAGAAAAACCUGGCGCUGGUGGAUCUGAAGGUGGUGGAUGAUUCAGCGGCGCAUGAAGGCGACGCCGGCGCUCUGGAGAUGGGUUUGACCAGCGAGUCACACUUUAGCGUGAGUAUCGUCUCCCCGGAUUUCGCCACUUUGUCUCGCGUGCAGAGACAACAGAAAGUCUACGAAGCGCUUUCCGGCGUAAUGCCUCGAAUCCACGCCUUGUCCUUGGUGACCCAGACACCUGAAGAAGUCAAUGCAGAUGACGACGGGCAAUGA